This is a messenger RNA of Calidris pugnax (ruff), 1536 nucleotides long. RefSeq names its product signal-regulatory protein beta-1 isoform 3-like. Bases 290 to 1084 code for a protein of 264 amino acids. Gene Ontology annotation, cellular component: plasma membrane. The transcript has 7 exons. Lineage: Eukaryota; Metazoa; Chordata; Aves; Charadriiformes; Scolopacidae. The record is from RefSeq and is a predicted model, not a curated record.
GAGCUCGCCCAGGGCUUGGCCGCAGCCCCCCGCAACCCAAGCGGGCCGGGCAGAGCCGCUCUCCCUCCCGCCCCACGCCCCGCACGGCCCCUCGGGCUCGGGGGGCUCUCCUCCCUCGGGGGACGAUGCCCUUCGGGACGAAGCUGCCCUGCAGCUCCUCCGCCGCCCCACGCCCGCCCCGGGGCAGGCCCCAGAAGCGUUCACAUCCCGCGCCCGCUCCCUUCCAUUUCCUGUGCAGCUUCUCCUUCCCCUUCUCCCGCCGCCGGAGCCCCGCGGCCGGGCAGUGCCCAUGGCUUGGCGAGCCGCUCUGGGGGCUCAGCUCCUGCUCGGGCAGCUCAGCCUCAUCCCGCUGCGGCUCCCGGGUGCGGGUGCCCAGGUGACGACUCUGAGCUUCCAGCUGUGGCAGCCCCAGGACAAGGUGUCAGUGACAGUGGGGGAGAUGCUCACCCUGACCUGCACCACGUCCAGCGACAGGCCUGCUGGCCCCGUGAAGUGGCUGAAGGGCUGGGGCAGUGAGAACCAGACCAUCUAUGGCCAGACGGGCUCCUUCGCCCGCGUGACGAGGGGGGAGAAUACGUCCAACACAGACUUCAGCAUCCACAUCAGGGAUGUUCAACCCGAGGAUGCCGGCACCUAUUACUGUGUGAAGUUCCAGAAAUUAUUCCCGGAUGGUGAGGAGCUGUUACAGCGUGGAAAAGGCACAGAGGUGUCUGUACACGAGGCAACCCCGGUUCCCACCAUGGUGGCUAUAGCUGUAGUGCUCUGCUUCCUCCUCCUCGGCCUCUUCGUCGCCUGUUGCAUGUACAGGAGGAAGCACAGAGGCGAGGCACAGAGCCCAGCCAGGCCGGCGGCCAUGGGGGGCUUCUCACCCAUCCCUCUGCAGUGCUGUGCACGGACCCCCGGUACCCCCAGCAGCGAAGUCCUGGAUGCAGAGAGCUCACAUCUGGCCAACCAGCAAAACAGCAAGGAGGACAACUACAUCCACUACGCCGAUCUCCAGCCCCUGCCCUCUGCCCGGCGGCACGUCAGGAGCCCCGACGCAGCCGGCUCCGAGUACGCCAGCGUCAGGGUGGCUGCCAAGUGAUGCCUGGCACCGCGGCCUGCGAGGCUGAAGAGCCCGUUUUGGGGGAGGAAGCAGGGACAUUUCUGCAGGACACAAUAAAGAAGAAGUGGAUCUGUUUGCAUAGCACACCCCGGGCUGAGCUUAUCACGCUCAGCAAAGAUCCCCCUCAUUCGUUCCUGAUCUUGGUGGCCACAGUGGGCAGGGUGAGGCUCAGGGCCGGACCUGCUGUGCCAGGGCUUGGCAGCAGCUCUGCCAGGACCCUGUGGCCAUCUCGAGCACAGGAUCAGGCCAUGGGGCUGAGCACCUCUGCCUUGUGGAAGCCGUGUGGUGCCAGUUGCUCCAGGAGGAGGUCUCAAACGUCUGUCUCCACCAGCACGGGCCACCACCGGCACUUUCUUGGCUCAGCAGGUUCAUAAUUUGUGUUAUCUUGUCAUGGCAUCAAGCCCAGCCUCAUUAAAGCCAGCAAACAGCCA